Molecule: messenger RNA, 4152 nt
Organism: Stereum hirsutum FP-91666 SS1
Lineage: Eukaryota; Fungi; Basidiomycota; Agaricomycetes; Russulales; Stereaceae
Exons: 2
Coding region: 1-4152 (1383 amino acids)
Source: RefSeq, a predicted model, not a curated record
AUGUCGACCGACCUCUCGUCUCCGAGCACUAAAUCCACCACGAGUUAUCGACCCCUAACGACCUACUCCCGCCGGUCCAAUCGCCGGUCUCAUCCUUCCCAGUCCACGUCCAACUCCUUCAACGAUCCCACGGCAUUGGCUUCAAACGACUCAUCACCCCCAUCCGUCAUGAACCCAUACGAUUCCGAAGACAAUACGAUCUCAGAGACCGAACGCCGAUUGAAAAAGCGGGCAAGGCACUCUCAGUCGCAGUCGCAUUCGCAGUCCGUCUAUGUCGACGUCCCCACUCUGAGUCACAGUCGUAGUCGCGAGCUUGUGGACCAACGCCAGAACCAGUCUCAUGCACGGAACGCCACGAACGGGACUAAUGCGACCUCUACCUUCGCUUCGGGUACGCUUGCCGGAGAAUCGGCUAUGACGAACAACACGACCGUUGACCUAGAGGGAUCGGGGCACGCUUCUAAGCGGUUUAAGAUGCCUCCUCAGCCUGUGUCCGCGUCUACCUCUCUCUCUGUUUCUCAAUCUCGCACAUACAAAACGCAUAUAUCUACCUCUACCGCCAAUUCCCCUACCAACAACACCAUCUCCUCAGGACUAGUGUCCUUCCCUCUGAUGCAUCACUCUUCUUAUCCUGCCCAAGACCAACCGCAAGAUAUCGAUUUCAGCCAAUUCAAAACCCCCGCAAACGCGGAAUCGCUCUCUCCCGUUCAACCUCCGCCUAUCGAUCCGAACCGGGGCAGAGAUCGGGACGGCAGAGCUCAUGCUCGUCCUCGAAACAGCCAACGCGAUAUCGAAGGCCACGACCCGGUCUCGAGAUCGCAGUCCCGACAUGGUGGCGGUGGACGGCGAACUGGAGGUGCGGGGGCAGGAGGGGAUAUGAACGCAUUCUCUCCCGUUCCUGUUCAACGUGUGCGCCAGAAAGACGUGAACGUAAACCGAAAUCGUCAACAGGAAGCUCCCGACGGUCCUGGAUCCGGACAGUUCAAAGUUCCUGCCCUCCCACAAUCGAAACCGCAAUCUCAGCCUCAAUCCCGUUCACAAUCCAAAUCACGUCGUAUCUCGUCUCGUAGGCUCAAGGAGAACGCUACCGCCACCGCCACAAAUACCGCUACUUCGACUUCGUUCCGUCGUGGUCAAGGUCAAGGUCAAAUUCUGGGUGAAGGUCUCAGUCGUAGUGGACGCGCCACACCCGCACUCGGAUUCCCCCUCGCGUCGCCGUACCAGACUAAACCUUCGUCGCCUACCCAACCUUCCCUUGCUCCCGCUCCUGUGAGGAAAUCUCUCGGAAGUCCAGGUGAGAUAGUCGGACUGGGUGGAGGGGGUGGUGGUGGCGGUGAUGAAGCGAGUAUGGUGAGGAAUCGAGGCUCGGGGAAGAAGAAGCCCGCGUUUUAUACGAAGACGAGGACGAUGUCGGAUGCGAAGGUGUACGACGAGCACUUGAGGGCGGACAGGGACCAGGAUGGAUUCGUGUUGCCGGUGGGACGUGCACUUCCACAGCGGCCUAGGGCUUCGAGGAACGUGACUGGCGUUGGUGAUGGUAGCGGUGCCGGUGAGGGAGGAAGCGGUGGCGGGGGAUCAUUCGGUGCGGCGGCGUUACGCGAAUACGCAUAUUCCCAGAGCGUCAUUCAUUCGCCUACGCGUCGGGAUGAAGACCUUCCGUUACAGUAUGAAGGACCGGGAAUUACCCUCAAGUCUUCCAGGUUCAAGUCCAACGGCAAACCUCCUGCUACGCGCCUGCCGUCCAGUCGCAAUGUUCACGACCAGCCUUCUCAUUCCAAUGCGCCUCCUCAUCUUCAUCCUGGACAGAUGCAGGAAGAGGGCUUGCCCGCUUCAGCGCCUGGUCCGGUCCCGGGGAUGCUCGACCUUUCGCAGAUAUCGAGCGAACAAUGGCAUAAACCCGCCAAAGUCUUUUCUCUCGCAAAAACACAGUCCCAAUCCCAUUCCUUGUCACUGUCGAGGCGGCGAGGCAGCGGCGACGAUGAAAUCAACCUAGACGAAUUGUUGUAUCCGCCGAAUGAGACGCCGCCGGUAUUCGAGGUUGGGUAUGGCUAUGGUGGUGGAUUUGGGUACGGGCAUGGGUAUGGAUAUGGGCUUCAGGAUGAUGGUGAUGGAGAUGGCGAAUACGAGGUUCCUCAGGUAUCAGAACGGUCGCUCGAGUCGAGGGAGGCGUCCAUGCAUCUCGAAGGAGAUGAGGAGGCGGAAUUCGGGGGGGCGAUGAGGUAUAAGGCUGGGUGGUUGAAUCUUGAGCCUGAUGAGGAGGAUGGAGGGGUAGACGAUGAAGAUGGAGAGGAGUCGAUGGAUUUGACCCUCCAGGCUCUCGAUUCGAUUCGUCAUCCUGGCGGUAGUCGUUCUCGAAGCCAAGACGAAGUCGGACUCGGGCUUGGGUUUGGUCUUGACCCGGGCGCGGAUGUCGAGAUGGGCGCGGGUGCGGGGUGGUUGAUGGGUAGUGCAUAUGGGACGGGUAAUACCCUGGAGAUUGGUGGCGGGGAAGAGCAGUCGAUGUCGAUGGAGGCAACGAGUUUCAGAGGGCCACCGAGCACGCCACCGAGGUCAACGAGAUCGAGUUCGUUCUUUGCAGAUGUUCCCAUGGGGACGAGCACGCCGUUUAGGAGGAAGCAGAGAGAACUGAUGGAGAGGAGUAGGGAGGAAGGCGGUUUGAGAGGGGCAGGAGGAGGAAAGGGAAAGCAGAGAGCGGAAGUCGCUCCUUCUGCGCCGAAUACGCCUGAUCGCAUGGUUGCCGGGAGUGGUGGCGAGAGUAUGGAGAUUGAGAUGGAGGACGAAGAAAACGAGCCGAUGACGCUGGAUUCGCUGUUUGAUAGUGGCGUGCCCACGACGUGGAAGGGAUUCAGGCUUGGAAGGGAGGAUGAGCAAGGGGAGAGGAAGAAGAAGACGAAGAAGGUGAUGCAUUAUACGCCGAACAGUAUCUUUUCGUCCAGCUUUGCGGAUGCGACGGAAGCUACCGAGUAUACGACCGCGCGCCGUGGUCAAGGGGGUGCUGCUUCCGGUUGGCCACCUGGGACGUUGAGGCGUGGGCUUGGAUCUGGGUUUGCGCUAGGGAAGGACUCGUUAUUUGACGAUUACGAGGACGAAGAGGACGAGGAUGAGGAUGAGGAGGACGAAGAGGAGGGUUUGAGUGGCAAAAUGAGGAAAGUCUCCGUUUCCAACCGUGCCGACCGCGCACCUCCCAACCGCACCCAUUCCCUUCCCAUCCCAAUCCCCUCCGGCCUCGCCGCUCCUUUCCCAAUCGGUGCCACCGCCACAACGCCCCCGUACCAGAUCUCGAAACGUAGCCAAGCUCAAGACAAUCUGGGUGGACAAUCUAGAAAGACUGUGGGCAGGAACAGGGCAGGAACGAUCAAGGCGAGCGAUUAUGACUUCCGGUCCGCGUCAGCGCCGAACCAGCAGAAUAUGAAGUUCUCGGUCUCUGUGGGCGGGGGUGCCCUGGUAGGUGAUGACAACACGGAGGACGAGGAAGAGGGAGGAAGGGAGUAUGUUAAUGCGGCUACCAAGGUCCCUGGCGGGAGAGCAAGGUCCGGGACGAUUAGGGCUUCGGCGGUCAAUCCUGGUGCGGGCGGUGGCGCUGGAGCUGGUGGUGGACGAGCGAGGUCGGGGACUAUCAGGGCUUCUUCGUUCAGUGCUGAGACUUGGAAUCGACCGCCUGUUCCUCCGAUGCCGACUGUGGCACGGACGAACACAGGUGGCGGUCGUGAGGUCGAGGCGGGGAUAGCGCCUGAGGAGCAGGAGAUGGUGAUGAAUAUGGACAUGGACAUGGAGCCGGAGGGAUUCGCCCAGAAUACGACUGCUGGGAUCGGGAAAGAUAGUGGGACGAGUCUGCAGAGGGAAAUGGAGAUGGACGCCGCGAGAGCAGGUUCUUCCUCCCCAGAUCCUAUCGACUUCCUACGACUUCGAGGCGGUCAUUCGUCCGGUGAGGAUGACAUGAACAUGGACGACGAUCCUGCGUUUGCUGUAGUUCCCGUUGCGGAUCUGGAUGAGGAUGAGAGGAAAGAGUUGAGGAGAAAGAGGACGUGGAGUCGGAAGAUACCGUUCAAGGUGAGGAGGAGGUUGAAUGUCGUUGAGAGCAUGAAUAUUGGGGUUGGAAAUUUGGAAGGCGAUGAGUUGCUUCUGGAUGGCAGGGGUGGGAUGUUGGAUUAG